Molecule: messenger RNA, 579 nt
Organism: Oppiella nova
Lineage: Eukaryota; Metazoa; Arthropoda; Arachnida; Sarcoptiformes; Oppiidae
Source: the annotation of a GenBank genome assembly
AUGCUACCGGGGCUAUGGUUGGGGUCAGCCCUUUCUGGUGAUUAUGAUGAUGAGCCCGCGUAUGACUACGGAUACCACGACUGUGCGGACGGGUGUUACGGUGCGACCGAUGGCUGUCACAACUGUUAUGAUAGGGAACAGCCAGUAACCGCACCGACCCCUACAUCCCGGGCCUUCUCCGUGCGGGUCGACUGUCGACACUUCCGGCCUCAAGAGAUACGCGUGAGUUGUGCGGAGAAUAAUGUGGUCGUCCACUGCCAGCACCGGGAGGAACAGGACGCGCACGGAUGGGUGGAACGGGAGUUCAAGCGCCGGUACGAGUUGCCCGACAACUGCCCACCGGACACAGUGGUCGCCAAUCUCGACAGGAACGGUAUGCUAUUGAUAGAGGCUGGCAGUGAACAGCCGACACACGCGGCUACCGGUGCUAACGAGCGACACAUACGCGUGAAGGUGUUGGCGCCGAUCAGGUCAUACCGACCCGAAUGGAGGGCUCCCUUACACGCCAUGGAGUUCCUCGAUCGCGCCGGUAUGUCGGCCGAUAUGAGACGUUCGCCACACUAUUACCCCAACUAUUAA